Molecule: messenger RNA, 2294 nt
Organism: Hyposmocoma kahamanoa
Lineage: Eukaryota; Metazoa; Arthropoda; Insecta; Lepidoptera; Cosmopterigidae
Product: intersectin-1-like
Exons: 19
Biological process (GO): clathrin-dependent synaptic vesicle endocytosis; endosomal transport
Cellular component (GO): intracellular vesicle; presynaptic membrane; clathrin-coated pit
Molecular function (GO): molecular adaptor activity; protein binding; calcium ion binding
Source: RefSeq, a predicted model, not a curated record
GGUACCAAUUCUCAAAAUCUCAGCUGGUUUCAAUUUCUGAACAAACAUAAAACUGUCACGUUUGACAAAUUAAUUCCGAUCAAUAAUUUCCUGGAGUUUGUCUUCGCAGUUUUAUCAAUUUAAUUCAAAAAGGGGCGUUAUUACCAAUAAUCUGUAACAAAGCAUUUAAUCAAGAUGACGGAUCCCUGGUUGGUGCAACCCCACGAGCAUGCCAAGUUUGCAGAGCAUUUUCGCAACUUAGGUCCCAUCAACGGGACGCUCACUGGAGAACAGGCAAAGAGAUUUAUGUUACAAUCUCAAUUGCCCCCCCCGAUUUUGGGUCAGAUCUGGACCCUGGCUGACACUAACGCUGAUGGAAAACUUGACCUCAGGGAAUUUUCUAUUGCAUGCAAGAUAAUCAAUUUGAAACUACAUGGCGUUGAAGUACCAAAAGUGUUGCCACCAUCUUUACUUAAUUCACUAAGCCCGUCAGGGCCGAAACAAUUCCCUGCGGCCGUACCUGCCAAACCACCAAUACCGCCUAUGCCGUCUGUACCACAGCAGCCACUUAUUGGCGGUCUACCCACACAAGCUGUACCACCACAAGCACAGCAACCACUGAUUAGUGGUUUACCAACCCAGGUCGUACCACCGCUACCACAGCAACCACUGAUCGGUGGGUUGCCAACUCAACCUGUACCACCGCUACCUCAGCAACCACUGAUUGGUGGGUUGCCACCUCAACCUGUACCACCGCUACCUCAGCAACCACUGAUUGGCGGUUUGCCACCUCAACCUAUACCACCGCUACCACAGGAACCUGCUGGCGGGUUGCCGGCUCAACAUGUACCACCUCAACCACAACCUACUGAGGCCAAUCUGCUCGGCGAUUUAAUUGGCGGAUCACCACCAGCUAACCAAACGACUACCCCAAUCGUGUCUCCCACUCCCAGUGUUCCACUACUACCUCCCACCAAACCACUACCAACAAGUACCAUACCGGAUCUCAUUUCUGGCGUUAAACCACCCACCGCUCAAACCAUUCCACCAAUACUUGGUCAACCUGUACCACCAUCGGGUCAGCAACCACUAGUUCCCCCAUUAGGGGCUCCACCAGUACCAUUAUCCCAACCGCUGAUUGGUCAACCACCAUUGGCGCAAAAUCUCAACUCGACCAUGAUUGGUGGACCACCGAUGAUUCCAAAUCAGCCAUUGAUUGGUGUACAACCACUAACUCAGCCAUUGGUUGGAAGUCAACCUCUUAUACCUGGACCAGUAACGGCAAAACCUCCUCCAGCAUUAGUGAGUCCGACUACAAUGAUACCAUCAUCACAACAGAGCGUAGUAGGCUCAUUGGUCAGUAGUCCCCCACAAGGAAUCGCAGCCGGUUCUGUUCCCAGUCAGCCCGUAACAUCGACGCCUAUAACUGCCGUGAAGAGCGAGACGGUGUCUAAACCAGCGUCAGUGGUAACCAGCCCGAUAGACAUGCCCUUGGGAGUUGUGAGCCCUCCUCCUAAUGUGGAAUGGGGUAUCCCUCAGCCUCAGAAAUUGAAAUACACGCAACUGUUCAACGCUACUGACCGCACGAAGACGGGCUCUGUGUCGGGGGUGCAAGCUCGUUCCAUCAUGCUGCAGUCGCGUCUUCCGCAGCAGACCCUGGCGCAGAUAUGGGCAUUGGCAGACCUUGACUCUGAUGGGAAGCUGGGCUGUGAAGAAUUCGUACUAGCCAUGUAUCUGUGCGAGAAAGCAACUCAAGGCGAAGCUCCUCCCGCUAAACUGCCUCUGGAGUUGAUCCCGCCCACAUUCAGGCGUGACUCGGUGACGUCACUGACUUCGACGGGCAGCAACAAAUCUUACGAGGAGAGGCGUCGCGAGAACAUGGCCCGUGGACAGGCGGAGCUGGAGAGACGAAGGUCGCAGUUAGCCGACGCCCAGUUAAAGGAAAAGGAAGCUGAGGCUGAGAGAGAACGCAAAGAGCGAGAAGAAGCCGAUAAAAGAGAGAAACUUCGACUCGAAGCGCAGAAGAGAGAGCAGGAGGAGCUGGCCCGAAAACAAAAGGAGGAACUGGAAAAACGCGAAGCGGCUAGAAAAGAGAUGGAGCGACAGUGUCAACUCGAGUGGGAGAAGAAAAGAACUCGUGAACUCGAAGCUAUGCGCACAGAAGAACAGACCAAAGUGCUGAGUCUUAAAGCCAAGAACCAAUCGAUCUCAGCUGAACUCAGCACAGUAACACUCCGCGCCUCCAACUUGGCCAAGGACAUACGCGAGACCAGGACUGCUGUCGCGGCCGCUAAGUGCACCAUUGACGGCAUGAG